AUGGCCUUGGCGCAUUCCAGAUGGUUGAUCGGCGACGGAUGGAGCAUUGAUGUGAUAGAGGAUCCGUGGGUGGAUGCACUCCCAUUGAGAUUAUGGCCGACGAUGUUUAGUGGUGAGGGGGCAGAGGGGCUUCGAGUUUCUGACCUUCUCAGGCCGAGGACGGCGGAGUGGGAUGGUGAUAGACUAGGCCAGUUGUUUGGAGAGCAUUUGGUAGAGCGGGUUCGGGCGCUCCCCAUUCCGGGAUCUGCAGGCCCAGAUGUCAGGGUUUGGAGCACUACUUGCAGAGCGAGUGUCGGGGUCGGUGAUGUGUCUCGAGCUAUUCAGCGGAUGUCAGCGCCGGGCUUGGACUGUGGCUGGGUGUGGAGGUUUGGGCUACAUCAGAGGGUCGCUCUCUUCAUCUGGAAGGUGGCCUGGGAGCGUCUGCCGAUGUGCUUAGUGUUGAGUAGACGAGGAGUGAGUCUUUCCCCCCUAUGCCUGUAUUGUGGGAUGGAUGAGUCGGUGGAUCAUGUGCUCUUCCAGUGCGACUGGGUGCGGGGUGCUUGGAGUCUAACUGGGAUUCCGGAGGAUGCUUGGAGCCGGAGGGAUUGCUUUUUGGAGGUGGUUUGGCGAUGGGCUGGUAUCCCUCAGAUGCACAGCUUGGCUAUUCGGGCGUCCUGUACAGCUUACCAGGUAUGGCUGGCUAGGAAUGCCCGGAUUUUUUGUGAGGGCAGGCCAUCACCGCGGUUCGUAAUGGAGCGGGCUCGAGCUCAGGCAGCAGAGAUCAUACAUGUAGAUCUAGCCCAUAGACCUUUGACAGCUCGGGACAUCUGGGGGCCCCAUACUCAUCAAGAAUCUUGCAUGAUAGUAAUGCUACUUGGUGGAAAAUUAUUCAAAGAGCUUACUACCAAAGGAAAAAACUUGGGAUGA
Molecule: messenger RNA, 906 nt
Organism: Phoenix dactylifera (date palm)
Lineage: Eukaryota; Viridiplantae; Streptophyta; Magnoliopsida; Arecales; Arecaceae
Source: RefSeq, a predicted model, not a curated record